Molecule: messenger RNA, 1978 nt
Organism: Hypoxylon trugodes
Lineage: Eukaryota; Fungi; Ascomycota; Sordariomycetes; Xylariales; Hypoxylaceae
Product: BING4CT-domain-containing protein
Exons: 2
Coding region: 99-1763 (554 amino acids)
Biological process (GO): maturation of SSU-rRNA from tricistronic rRNA transcript (SSU-rRNA, 5.8S rRNA, LSU-rRNA)
Cellular component (GO): 90S preribosome; nucleolus; small-subunit processome
Molecular function (GO): protein binding
Source: RefSeq, a predicted model, not a curated record
GCGCAACCUGCCAAUUACAAUGUACUUUUGUAUUAUCCGCGUACAAAUUUGAAUUCGCUUCCUCGAGAGAUAGCGACUUGGGGAUACCGAAAUCUAACAUGGAGGUCGAUACGAUAGAUGCGAAAAAGCCAUCUGAAAAGAAUUACGACAAUGGCUCGCGUGUCGUAAAACGAGCGAGAACGGAACUUACCUCGAAAGAAGAGCGCGAGAGACGACGACGCUUAAAGGAAGCGCAAAGAGAUUACGGCCGAGGGCGCAAGGUCAAUAUUCAAGGGAUUAAAGACAAAAAACUGCGAAGCAAUCUGAAGUCCCUCGAAAACAAGUACACGGAUGCGACCGUGAAGGCGAAAGAUGCCGAAAUUCUUCUCGAGAACACCAGCGGAUAUUUAGAACCGGAGCAUGAGUUGGAGAGGACUUAUAAAGUACGACAAGACGAAAUAGAAAAUGAGGUCUCUACCGAUUCGGCGAAGAAGCGAUUUGAGCUAAAACUCGAUCAACUCGGGCCCUAUGUUUUCGAAUAUUCGCGGACGGGUCGAGAGUUGCUAUUAGCAGGGCGCAGAGGUCAUGUCGCUACCAUGGAUUGGCGCGAAGGAAAAUUGGGAUGCGAAUUACAACUUGGCGAAACCGUUCGGGACGCGAUAUGGCUUCACAAUAAUCAGUUCUUCGCCGUGUCGCAGAAAAAGCACGUUUACAUAUACGACCGCCAAGGUGUUGAAGUACAUUGUCUACGGAAACAUCAAGAGGUCACACAUAUGGAAUUCCUGCCGUACCAUUUCUUGUUAGCGACUUUGGGAAUGUCUGGAUAUUUGAAGUAUCAAGAUGUAUCUACCGGUCAACUCGUCACGGAAAUACCUACAAAGCUCGGUGCUCCUGUCUCUCUUACCCAAAACCCUUACAACGCCGUUUUACAUGCUGGCCACCAAAACGGGACUGUCACGUUAUGGUCACCGAACUCCCCUGAGCCAUUAGUGAAGCUGUUAGCUCACAAAGGCCCGGUGCGAUCGCUCGCCGUUGAUAGAGAAGGCCGAUACAUGGUAUCAGCAGGACAGGAUUGUAAGAUGAAUAUAUGGGAUAUAAGGAUGUUUAGAGAGGUCAACAGUUACUUUACACGACAACCUGCUUCAUCUCUCGCGAUAUCGGAUCGGGGUCUUACUGCCGUUGGAUGGGGAACAAAAACUACAAUAUGGAAGGGUCUUUACUCUAAACACGCCGCCGAACAAGAGAAAGUUCAAAGUCCAUACAUGACUUGGGGUGGCGAAGGCAAACGCAUUGAACGGGUUCGUUGGUGUCCAUUUGAGGAUGUGCUAGGGUUAGGUCACGACGAGGGGUUUUCGUCGAUCAUUAUACCUGGUGCGGGAGAACCCAACUUCGAUGCGCUCGAAGUUAAUCCAUUUGAGACCGCCAAACAACGACAAGAGACUGAAGUCAAGUCGUUGUUGAACAAGUUGCAACCUGAGAUGAUUGCAUUGGAUCCUAACUUCAUCGGAAACUUGGAUUUACGUUCCGAGAAGCAGCGUCAAGCCGAGAAAGAUCUAGACGCUAAACCUGUGGAUAUCGAAACGGAAAUCAGAAAUAGGGCCCGCGGAAAGAACAGUGCGUUGCGCAGGUACUUGAGAAAGCAGCGGUCUAAGAACAUCAUUGACGAGAAGAGACUGAAGGUUGAGGAACUCUGGAAGGAACAAUUACAGCAGCGGGAGCAGAAGGCCAAAGACAAGGAAGUCGAACUUGGACCAGCUCUAGCAAGAUUCGCCAGAAAGGAGUAACCAGAAUCCAAUAAUAGUUAGAGGGCACCCAAUCUAGCUGAGAUGCGUCAUCUUAAUUUAUUAGAUACCUAAUGACUUAAUCGUUGGCGUUUCAUGACUCUUAGGUCACUGGGUGCGACGAAUGGAAAUAUCUACGUGGCCAUAUCGUAGAGGGUUUGUGCUGCACCUGUCGUUGAGGCAAAAUGCUUGCGUUUACUAUACUGCUAGGUAGAUUG